GUUUACUUCAAUAUACUUCGAUUUAUUUUUUGAAAAUUCCCUAUUUCAUUAAAUAAUAUUUUUCAUGCGAGUAUGCCAAACAAUACUUUCUCGUGCGUUUUUUUGUUAAUCAAUAAAGUUGUUUGUAAGACCCAUAUUAGUAACGCACAGUUUUGUGUCGCACGACGAUUUUAUGGCUAUAUCCGCUGAAUGUACAGACGAAAAUUUAGAAUGCUGCAAAAAUGUUGUCUAUCAGAGGAGUAAGAAAUUAUAUCUCUUAUUGGAAUGGAAAUGGCACAUCAUCCUGCAGCCAAGUACUGCAUCAGCACUUUUUGUUGCAGCGUUACUCAUAUAACAUCAUAUAACUAUUUAAUUCUUAUUUUAAUGAAGUACGCACACAAGUAAAGAAUAUGUUUUACUUUUCAUUUAAAUAAUCGAAUAAAACGCACAUUGUAUAACAUACAUACACAUAUAAACGUACGAAAUCGAUCACAUACCUAAUAAUACACCGGGCUCACGCGGGCUGUAUGUACGCUGCUGCCCUCUAUAUUAUAUACUUAAUUCGAUCUUCCACUUCCCUCGCAAAUCCACUAUUCUCUUUUAUCAGACCAAAGUGUCUUUUAUCUGCUACAACUACAUAUACUAACCACGCACGAACCUUUUCCAAAAUUGAAAGAUCUAUUCCAAUUUCCAAAAGUCCGAAAGCUGCGAAAAAACAGGAUUUGUAGGCGACAAUAGAGGUCGCUCCGAUCGUGUCGAGGAAGCGCAUCAUCUCUGCUUGGCUCGGUGCGGCUCGCGACUCGCGAGGCUGGCAAGUUCCGCCAUUUUGCACACUGGCAACGGGCGCGACGUCGGCAGCAGGUCGUCUUCGUCGUCGGCCGUCGCUGCGCAAUAUAAGGAUACCCCAACACCUUCAACACUCGGACGGAAAUUCCCUUCUCCGAGAGUCGCCGAGUCCAUUCUUAAUAUUGUAAGUCCGAUAUCGGAAUCUUAGGCAACUCGCGUGAGUUAGGUGACCAAAAAGAGAGUGGGAAAUAAGGUACUGGAGUUUCAGCGCUGGAUAUUUUAGGAAAAAUAAAAUAAAAUGAAAAAGUGCUGCGGUUGAACUUUUGUUUUCCUCGUCUUUGCUGAAUUUCAUUGUCACUUACCAAUUUGCUGCUUGGUCUUCUAAAUUCGCGUCGUCUUCUUAACUCGCAACAUACCUUUUAGCCAAGUGAAGCAUUAACGAAGAAAGAAGGUUGUCGAGGUUCUAGAAAACAAAGGUAAAAUUCUCCUACUAGUAACGUAAUAAAAUUAGCUCUUAAUUUGGGAGGGAAGUGUUGUGAUUUCAUGUGUAGUCACUGACUUCUUUACUCUCAUCGCUUAUUUGUUUUUGUGAAUUUAUCAUUAUAAAAAGUAUUCAAAGUUAUCUUUACACAGUACUUUAUAGUAAUCUUACAUUUUAAUAUAGACUUUUCAAAGUUACCGAGUGAGUGGUAAGUAAUUGUCAAAAGGUCAGAUAAUAUAAUAAAAAUCUGUUCACAUGAUCGAUAAUCCCUGCAUACAUGAAUAAAAACUCCUUUCAAUGUUUAAUUCAACAUGAAGGAACAUUUUUAUGCUAAGUACUAAAGAUAAUCUUCCUAAAUUUACCAAUAGUCAUUAGGUAUUCCAGACAUUCGCAAGUGUCUAUCAGUGAGUUAGAUUCAAUGCUCCUUGAUUAAAAUCCACUUAGAACUUAGUAGUAGUCCCUUAAAUUUACUUUUAUUUAAAAGGUAAGUCUAAGAGGGGUCAUACCUAAACCGCUACAUGAAUUAAUAACCAGAGAAUUCCACCAGGUAGAUAAGCCUUAACUGUCUCUAUCCUGAAUCGCCGAAUUUCAUUAUCCAUUUUACUGAGUAAAAAGAGGAUAAAGCGAAAAGCCCUAACCACGAGAUAUAUCGCAAGGAGUCAUCGCGGAGCUGCAAUGAUUCGCCAGAAGCAGCAGUAGUGUAAAAUCCAGUUGGAUGCCGCAUUCAGCUGUUCUGCCUCUUGCUCUCUCACGGUUUUCGAUGUCAAGUCACUGCGCUGCGACGCACCACCGCCGGCCGGACUCCCGAUCGCGACGAACGAGCAGGAGGAUGGAGAAAAAUCUGUCGUGCGGAGAACGAAAACAAAGGCUCUUCGAGCUUACGCUAAAUUCAAUUUGUCACGCGGCCGCGCCGUCGUCAAAAUGAGCGUGAUAAUCAGAUUGCAGAACCUGGCGUGGUCCGCCAAUGCGCUGGACAUCCGCCAGUUCUUCCGUGGCCUCAGCAUACCCGAGGGCGGCGUUCACAUCGUCGGCGGCGAACUGGGCGAUGCUUUCAUUGCCUUUAGCACGGACGAGGACGCCCGGCAGGCCAUGAUGCAGGACGGCGGCAAGAUCAAGGAGAUGAAGGUCAAGCUCCUGCUGAGCUCGCGCACGGAGAUGCAGAAGGUCAUCGAGACCGCGCGCCAGCAGACGCUCAACAUGCAGAACGCGUUCAUGCAGUCGGCCGCCCCGGUGGCGGUCGCGCCCAACCCGCCCACCAUCAGCAAGCCCGCCGGGCCCGGCGAGUCCGGGGCCGCCGGCAGCGCGGCCGCGGGCACGGCCCGUCGCUCCGACCGCGAGCACGAGAGCGACAAGGAGCGCAAGGACCGGCGCGGCGACCGGUCGCGCUCCCGCGAGCGCUCGAGGUCGCGCGACCGAGACCGCGAGCGCGGCCGUGACCGCCGGGACCGGGACCGCGGCGACAGGGACAGGCGGGGCGGCGGCCGCAGAGACCGGAGCAGGUCCCGCGACCGGGAGCGCGACCGCAGGGACCGCAGGCGCGGCCGGCGCGACAGGUCCCGCUCGCGAGACCGCACGCGCUCCCGCGACCGCGACGCCAAGCGCGCCGGGGCCGGCAACGAGCGCAGGAAGGACAACCUCGCCGCCAUGCAGGAGGACGACUCGAACAACGACGUCGUCUGCGUGGGCCAGUUCACGAUCAAGGACAAGCUCGCGCCCAUGGGCGGCCCGGGCAACAAGAAGCCGGCCCUGCCGGACAACGGCGUCUGGGAGGUGCCGCCUCAGAGCCAGCUGCAGGCAGCCGCGCUGGUGCCGAGCCUGCUGAACGCGGUGGCCGCGUCCGUCAUCCCCUCCCAGGACGGGGAGCAGAGGCCCGGGCCGUUCGGCAUGAACCAGGGCUCGAUGCUCUCCGGCGCCCAGUACGGGAUGAACGGGAUGAACGGCGUGGGGGGCAUGCUCUCCGGGCAGGUUCCCCCGCUGGGCCUGUCGAUGCAGAACCCCCUGGGCUCGGGCAUGGCCGGCUCGCUGGGUGGCGGCCCGAACCCCCUGGGCAACCGGAACAACCGGGCCGAUCACUGGAACGACCGCAUGGACAGAAUGGACGGCGGCAGAUUCCCGUCCAGGGGCAGCCCCUUCUCGCAGGACUCGAACUUCAACUCCAGCAACGGCAAUCCCGGCGGCAUGGGCUUCAGGCCCGGCAUGAAGCCUUCGCCGAACAACCCGUUCAUGAACAAGGUUCAGGAGCUGGACAGCCGCCGAAACCCCAACGCAUUCCAGUCGGCCCACAGACCCUUCGACAACGGGCCCGAUCGCGGCUCCAGGAUGGACGGCAGGGACCGAGACAGCAGGGACAGCAGGGACGGCAGGGACGGCAGGGACGGCAGGGACGGCAGGGACAACCGAGACAGCCGGGACGGCCGGGACAGCCGGGACGGCCGGGACAGCAGAGAUAGGGAGCGGGACAGGGACAACAGGGAGAGAAACUCCCGGUUCGCCAAGGAGAAGACUCAGAAUGGCUACUGCAUCGAGAUCAGGAACAUGCCGAUGAGCGCGAGCUACGGGGACGUGCGCCAGGCCUUCCAGGGCAUCUACAUAAGAAACGACGGAAUAAAGCUGAUCACCGACACGCACGGCAACCGCGUGGGCAUCGCCUACGUCAAAUUCGGCAAUUUCGAGAGCAAGGAGCAGGCGCUGAAGGGCACCAAGUACGUUCGCGGUUCCGAGGUCGAGGUUCUGCAUCUGGAGGAGGCGAUAUUCGACAAGACGAACGACUCCUUCAAGAGCUCGGACAGGUCGAGGGACCAGAUCGAGGACGUUGCGAUGGACAUCAGCCCGACACCCUCGAGCUGCGUCCUAGUCUCCGACCUGCCGUCCUUCGUCAAAGAAAUGGACAUAGCCAAGAUGUUCCAAGACUGGAAGAUCAACGACCUGUUCAUCACGAGCAAAAAGGAGAACGGCGGCAUGCAGUACUACGCCUACGUGCAGUUCGCGAGGCUGGACGACGCCAAGCUGGCGCAAUCCAAGCCCCAGAAGAUGGGCUCGAAGAUCGUCAUGGUCUCGUCCAUCAGCGAGGAAAAGUUCGAGCAGGCCAAGAACGAGCACGAGCAGCUACACCUAGGGAGCGGCGGCGGCGGCGGCGACGGCGGUGCCUCCUUCGACUGCAUAAUCAUGCGAGGCCUGCCCUACCAGACGAUAGACCGCGACAUCCUCGACUACUACUCGGACAUCGGGCUGGUGCCGCACCGCAUUCACAUGCUCCUCAACCAGAACGGCAAGCCGGCCGGCGAGUGCUUCUGCGAGUUUAAUUCCUGCGAGGAGGCGGUGCGCGCCACCGCCAAGAACGGCGUGCCGCUCGGCAAGAACGUUCCCUCGAUCGAGCUCGUCAACAGGAACAAGAUGCUAGACACCUUGGCUAUGGUCGACAGCACCAGCAAGAUGAUCGACGGGCACUCGCAGCCCAAGCAGCUGUUCAUGGGAGACCCGAGGCCGAGAUUCUCGCCGAUGCACCAUCCGAGUAUGCGCUUCCCUCCUGGAAUGAACAACUUUGGAAUGAGGGGGCCGCCGAUGAUGGGCAUGCCACCCAGGCACAUGAUGGGUCGUCAUCCGGCAGCAGCUAUGUCGGGACCGCCGGGACCGCCCGGACCGCAUCUAGAGGGCUUCGGCAAGCCCGGCUGCGUCUUGUCUCUGGAAAACGUGCCGUUCAAGGCCGACAUCGACGAGAUCAUCGACUUCUUCGGCGACUUCCAAGUAUCUCGGGAGCAGGUGAUCAGGAGGUACAACGACAAGGGUAUGCCCACCGGAGACGCCAGAGUCGCGUUCACGUCGCCGCUCGAGGCGCAGCGAGCGCUCCGCGAACUGAGGAACCGGAAGAUGAGGGAUCGCAUGAUCUACAUGAAGAUUGCCUGAGAUCAGCUUGAUUCCGAGCGGGCCGAUGGCAUCGAUGACGACGAGUGACUGAGAGCCGCACUGCUCUCGAGACGCGUGGCCACGUCUAGAGGUUAGUCACGCGUGUCUACAAAGCGACCAAGUUCAAUCGUCUGCUGAACCACAUCAGCAGACUUUUUCAUGCAUUUCCAAAGUUUUCAUGAAAAACUGAUUAGAGAUAUAUUUUUUUAUUUCGAUUGCCGUCACGAGGUUUAACGGUUAAUUUAUUGUUUUUUCGGGACUUGAGUUGACGGAUAAAAAUUUAUUUUGUCGGGAGUCGAAAUGAAAAAUUGAUUUGUAAAAAUAGGUGAAUUUUUCUCUCGCACUGCGUUAUGAGCCCGAAUAUUAAAACAGUAAAACGAUUGAAUCUGUUGAUUGCAUUACUAGGAAAUAAAUGCUUUACGAGUGUGUGAACGUUUUACAGAUUUAAACUGUAAUUAAUCGAUAAAACUAAAAGAUUUAGAUAUCAGACGACAGUUUCACUUUUAUCAUUGACCAGCGUACGGGUUAUUAAGUUUCGUGCAUACUUGGUUCAUUCUUUUUCUCCUACCAGAAAUCAGCAUAUACUGCUGUGCGAUAAGGCAGCCUAGUAGCUGUGUCGCUCAGUCACGACUUCAACUUUGUAAAUACACUCGAUUCAAACGGGAUAAUCAUUGCGUUACGCUAAGUGUGAUGGAGUAAGAAUAAGUUUAUCCGAGUGAGUUUACGGGAACUGGUAAAAUGUUUUACAUGGACCAAUGAAAGAAUCUUACGUUGUGUGACGUAUCAUACAUGUACACUAGUAUUGUUCAUUAUGCGAGCUGCGUAUACGAAUUUCUAGGCAAAAUUUGAGUGCUUUGUUUGGCUGUCUUUUUUUCAUAAACGAAGACACAGCGACGGUAGUAGCUUUUUAGAAUUUAAAGAUGGCAAAGAAAAUGAUGCCGGAACGAAUCGGGCGCGUUUGUGUUGAUAGUUUUCUUUUUCAAAACUCGAAACGCACUGUAAAUAUUAAAUUUAGCUUCGCGAUCGAGUAACCGUUUUAUGUACAAAAAAAAAAAAAAAAACAAUGAAAACAAAAAAGAAAUACGGUAAAGUGUUCGAGAAGUGUCUUCGAGUAGAAAAAUAGUUUAAUUCGCACUUAAUUAACUUACGACUUCUUGAGGAUAUGUUGUUGAACAUAAAAGGAUCUCUCCGAGCAAGUUAUAACAUUGAUUUCAAUAAAUUUAUAUCAAAGAUCAUGAAAA
Molecule: messenger RNA, 6390 nt
Organism: Nasonia vitripennis (jewel wasp)
Lineage: Eukaryota; Metazoa; Arthropoda; Insecta; Hymenoptera; Pteromalidae
Exons: 4
Coding region: 2168-5149 (993 amino acids)
Biological process (GO): regulation of RNA splicing
Cellular component (GO): nucleoplasm; ribonucleoprotein complex
Molecular function (GO): RNA binding
Source: RefSeq, a predicted model, not a curated record